Phoenix dactylifera (date palm) is the source of this 1517-nucleotide messenger RNA. RefSeq lists its product as uncharacterized. The record is from RefSeq and is a predicted model, not a curated record. Lineage: Eukaryota; Viridiplantae; Streptophyta; Magnoliopsida; Arecales; Arecaceae.
GAGCAAUUCAAUAGAGCUCGGGCAUGGGUCAUCCUCCUUAUCAUGUUUCCAACUGUGGCUUCACAAUGGACUUCCAUGUGGAGGAUUUCCACCCAAAUUCCCUACCCCUUCAGCGGAAGCAGUUAUUUAUAAAUGCCAAGCCAUGCAGAAAGCAGUGGUGAACAAACUCCACAUGUCAACUAAACCACCACCACCCAUCCUUAUUUCCCUCUAACUGGAAAUCCUCAGAAAACCAUCUUAACAUCCUUCUCGUCUUCCUCCUCCAAAUCUCCAACCUUCCUCCUCGCUCUCUCUCCCUCCCAUCUAGUUCUUAUAUCUUCUUCGUUCGUUUUUACUACAAGAUCAUGGCUACCUUGGGUAGCUUGAGCUCAUUGUUUGAGAAACCGCUGCCCGACAACCUGACGCUGUUUGAUUCUCUGUCCUCAUGGAACCAAAUCAAGCCCAAGCAACCAGCGGAAAACUCGUCCUUCACCGAGAUCUUUGGCGAGCUUCACUUCCAAGAGAAGCCUGCACCGCCCGCCAAUCCACCCUCCGAUCAUGAGAAGAGUGGCAGGAAUGGCUACGGAUGCCAACCCAAGAGCAACGGAGUCUUCUCUGCGAAGAAUUCCGAGUCCCUGCAGCUAUGCACUGAAGGGCUGGGCUCCGAGAGCUCGGAUGAUGUCGACGACUUGAUGAAGGAAGGUGGCGAUGAUUGCGGUGAUCUCGAGAAAGAGGAGGACACAGAGAGGCGCGCGCAUGGUGGUUACUCGAGAAGUUUGUCGGAGGUGCGAUCGAGGAGCGGCGGCGGGUUCCCGCCGCCGAUAUCGUCCAUCGGGAAAAGCGGCAAGCCAUGGAUCUCCUUCAAAUCUUAUAGGGAGGACGGGAGGUUCGUUCUGAGAGAGAUCAGGAUCCCCACUUACGAGUUCUUGCAAGCCUCGCGGGAAGACGGGCGGCUCAAGCUGCACAUAGUCCACCCAGAUGAACCCAUUUCAGAAGGAGAAGAAGAACAAGAUGAUGAAGAAGAAGAGCAGGAUGAUGGAGGAGGAGGACAAGAAGAAGAAGAAGAAGUAGCUGAUCAAGGGCAAAGCACUUGGCAAUCCGUGUAGAUUGGCUCCAUGCCAUCUGUUGGGAGUUUCUUGAGGCCGUCUGAAAGAAAAGGCAGAGGAAAAAGAAAGAAACAAAGCACAAAGGUUAUGGCAAAAAAAGAUAACUGAGAGAAAAUAAUCAUGAGAAAUAAGGAUUUCUACUCUUUUAUGUUCUUAAGCACAGUGAUGGUGAAUAAAUUAUAGCUUCAGGUUUAAGAGACAUGCUAAGCCUCAGGUUCGCAUUGUCAAAAUUGGUAUGAGAGAUUCUCUGUCAGUCGUGUGCAAACUUUACAGGAGGAAAAAUUACAGUAUCCUAUACAUCACUGCCGAAAGCUAUCUAAUGCUAGCCCAUGCUUAGUUUUAUAAGCCUUUUCUGAAUAAAACAAUGCAUAUACAAAUAUGUUAUUAAUAUGUGAUGAUAUGUUUCACAAUGAUUGAGAUAAUUUUUCUUCA